Molecule: messenger RNA, 1390 nt
Organism: Phalaenopsis equestris
Lineage: Eukaryota; Viridiplantae; Streptophyta; Magnoliopsida; Asparagales; Orchidaceae
Product: myb family transcription factor APL
Exons: 6
Coding region: 149-1213 (354 amino acids)
Molecular function (GO): DNA-binding transcription factor activity; DNA binding
Source: RefSeq, a predicted model, not a curated record
CCACAGAUCUCUUUGUAAAGAAAACGCACCCUAUUCCUUCAUAUAUGCCAUCCUUUGUUCUUGAAUCUCUUCAAAAAUCUAUAGCAGCUUAGAGAGAGAGAUAUAAGCAACUAGAGAUAGAAAGAGAGAGAAAGAUAAGAGAGAGAGAAUGUUCCCUUCCAAGAAGCCUACUAUGAAUUCCCAUGAAGGGCCUCUGUCAUGCGUUCAAGGCGACUCGGGCCUCGUCCUUACGACCGAUCCUAAACCUCGUCUCCGGUGGACCGUCGAGCUCCACGACCGCUUCGUCGAUGCCGUCACCCAACUCGGCGGCCCCGACAAGGCCACACCGAAGACAAUUAUGAGGGUUAUGGGGGUAAAGGGUCUUACACUCUAUCACCUUAAAAGCCAUCUUCAGAAAUUUAGGCUUGGGAAGCAGCCACACAAGGAUUUCAACGAUCAUUCCAAGGAUGCUUUAGAUAUGCAAAGAAUUGGUGCAUCAUCUUCUGGGACUAUGGGUCGAACUAUGACAGACAGAAACGCACAGACAGCAGAAGCACUCAGGAUGCAGCUGGAGGUCCAAAGAAGACUCCAUGAACAACUAGAGGUACAAAAAAGCCUUCAAAUGAGAAUUGAAGCUCAAGGAAAAUACAUGCAAUCCAUCUUAGAAAAAGCAUGCCAAACCCUAGCUGCAUGUGAGAACCUGCAACCAUCAGCAGAUGCCUACAAAGCAGCUUUCAGCGGCCAUGGAUCCGUUCAAAUAGACUUAAUGAAGGAGAUGACAUCCCCCAUGGCCGUGAGCUUCCACUCCUUUCAAGAUCUCAAUGUCUUCACCAACAACAAUCAGCUUGAUCACAUGAACGAUCAAGAUGACACUUUUUUCAGAUCAAACAAUGAUGAUAAUAAUAAUAUGUUCAUGGGGAAGAAAAAGCAGCACGAAUUUUACAGCAUUAAUCAGAGUGGGAAGAGUGCUAUGAUUUGGGGUGAUGAAGAAGAUUAUCAGUUUGGAUCAGGACAGGAGGAGAAUUGUAACUGCAAGUCUGAACAGAUGCAUGAGAUUUCUGCAUCUGUUAUUAACGGAAGCUUGGAUGUGGAGUCCAUGAUGGAGGUAUAUGAAGCAAAGCCUAGGGUUUCAGGUGAGGAAUGCAGAAAAGCUCCUGUUUUGACGAAGGAGAUGUUGAGUCCAGUGAUUAGAGGAAGUGGAUUAAGCAGAGGAAGGAAUUUGUCUUAUGGCUGAUAGGGUGAGCUUAAUUAACUCUCUCUCUCUCUUUUUUUUUCCUUUUUGCAUGCAAAAAUAUGAUAUGAUGAUGAAGAUUAUCAUGUUUAAAUAAGUGACUUUUGGGAGUGAGAACUGUGCUGAGCAAUGCUUGCUAGCUUUGAUCAAUCGAAUCAAGAUUGAAUUUUUUUUUUUUCA